Botrytis sinoallii is the source of this 732-nucleotide messenger RNA. RefSeq lists its product as uncharacterized. The transcript is spliced from 3 exons. The coding region runs from base 1 to 732 and encodes 243 amino acids. The record is from RefSeq and is a predicted model, not a curated record. NCBI's taxonomy places the organism in Eukaryota, Fungi, Ascomycota, Leotiomycetes, Helotiales, Sclerotiniaceae.
AUGUCGAACGAUCCUAGUUCCUCCGAUCCAGUAAAUCUCCCGACAGUACCUCAACGCUCGGCAGCAAUCGUUAAUGCAGAUGGGCGUUGGGCACUUUAUCAUGAGACAAUAUACUCUCCAGAUAUCCCUGAAACAUCAUAUUAUGUGUUAGAACUUUUGACUGGUAUAACAACCAAGCUGCCAAAGUCAGCAGAGUCCGCACCUCCAGGCUCAACAUUAACAAAUUUCAUCUGGGCCGACGAAACUACCCUUCUUUGUCAAGCGCAGAUGAACCAUAAGACUUAUUUUUUCGCUCUCAAAGGCCCACACUUUGCACUGCACAUGGCCAGCGCAGGCUAUGUUGAUACAUUGACGACUAUCUUGAAGGCAGUACAUUACUCAGAGGGUUGGACUCAGAAGAUUUGCGUGGCAAUUGCAGUCUCAGGUAUUGGUGCUGGAACAACCUCAGCACACUCGAGUGUUAGUGAAGUCGAUGUUCCAGGAUAUUCCUCAAGGCCAGGUGGUCGAAUACUGCGGUGCCUUGUGUUCAGGCUUCAAAGGGAACCUCUGUCCAUCAAUAUUUUUUAUACGAGUGGUGAUCUUCUCGAGAAAUUUCACCUUAGAUAUGUUCCCUUUCCAACCCGGGUGUCAAUGGGACCAAGAAAUUUCGAUAUAUCUACAGCGGGACUAGCUCUUGUCGCUCAAACCGAAGAACAGUCUCAGGCUCAACAUGAUGGCAUAUCUGAUGUCUAA